Eurytemora carolleeae is the source of this 2202-nucleotide messenger RNA. RefSeq names its product sorting and assembly machinery component 50 homolog A. Gene Ontology annotation, biological process: protein insertion into mitochondrial outer membrane; mitochondrial respiratory chain complex assembly. NCBI's taxonomy places the organism in Eukaryota, Metazoa, Arthropoda, Copepoda, Calanoida, Temoridae. Gene Ontology annotation, cellular component: outer membrane; SAM complex. The record is from RefSeq and is a predicted model, not a curated record.
AACCAAGAACGAUAUUGUUAUGAACAGUGUCAAGGAUCUUUUCCAGGUUGAACAUUUUGAGGAUUUAGUUCUCAUGUCUCAGGAGGUUCGAGGCAAGCUUCAGGAGCUGGGUUGUUUUUCAAAAGUUGGAAUUCACAUUGAUACAAGUCAGACCGGGGUUAAGGAUUAUGUUGUUACAUUCAACGUUGAGGAGAAUAAGAGGAUUGUGGGUAGUGUGAACACACUGGUCGGAAAUAACGAGGGUAGUCUCAUGACUGGUGUUAAACUUCUAAAUGUUCUGGGUAGAGGAGAGAAACUACAGGCUGAUUACACCUACGGAACUAAGAAAUCCAGCAGCUUUAAUAUCUCUUUUCUUAAACCAUUCUUUGGUGCCUUUAAGUCAAAUGUUACAGGAAACAUUUACCAAGCCGUAGGAGAGCAUCCAGGUUCAGGAUAUAAAGAGCUGGACAGAGGGUUUCUAGCAGACCUUUCCUUCCUUUCUGCACCACAGGUAGAUGUGUACAGGUUGACCCAAGAAUUCGCUGGACUUGGUGGAAAUAUUGGAUUUUUCAAGAAUGAACUCGAAGUCCAGGCGAAUAUUCCUCUGGGUGAGGAUAUAUCUAUCCAAGGGUGUUUAAACGCUGGUAUCCUUAAACCCACUCAAGGAGAUAAAACUUUAACCAUUAGUGACAACUUCUUCUUGGGAGGUCCUCUCAAUGUUCGGGGCUUUGAUCUCAGGGGAAUUGGACCUCAUUCUGAUGGAAAUGCUCUUGGAGGUACUUUGUUUUGGGCGACUGGACUUCAUUUAUACGGUCCUUUACCUUUCAGACCAGGACGUGGAGGCUUCGGAGACCUGUUUAAAACUCAUAUGUUCAUGACCGCUGGAAAUGUUGGCAGUUUUUGGUUACCUGGAAACAUGCUCCUUCCUUUCUGCACCACAGGUCUUGGAUUAGCAGUUAAACUUGGUGGUAUUGCUAGAAUAGAACUUAACUAUUGUAUUCCAAUUAAGGCUUCUCGAGGUGACAAGGUGACCCCUGGGCUUCAGUUUGGAGUUGGGGUCAACUUUUUGUAGAUAAAUAUUGAUUCUAGUCCCUUUAGUCAACAUUUCCUUCUUGUCUACCUGGGCUUUAUAUAUCCAGGGUUACUCUUGUCUCUUAGAAAUUUGUAAAAUAAUUCCAAUUUGGAGGGAAACCCUGCCUAUUAAGAGGAAAACUGCCUAUUUUAAAGGAAUUUCUACCAAUUUUGAGGGAAAGCUACCAAUUUUGAGGGAAAGCUACCAAUUUUGAGGGAAAGCUACCAAUUUUGAGGGUAAACUACCAAUUUUGAGGGUAAACUACCAAUUUUGAGGGAAAACAACCAAUUUUGAGGGAAACUACCAAUUUUGAGGGCAAACUACCAAUUUUGAGGGAAACUGCCAUGUGAAGGACACCAGCCAAAAUCGGUCAAUUUAGAGGAAUACUUGGGCCUUUUGGGAGGAAAAAUCUACCAAUUUCUUCCUAAUCUUCCUAAUCAAACGCAUUAAGGAACCUUGGGUUUAUUACAACUGAGGAUGACAACAGGAGCUAACUAACAGGGAAUAAACUCUAGUUCAUAAAUGUAGAUCUCUUCAGAUAGUUUUUUUAGAAACACUGCACACUCAUUGUACAGUGUUAAAGGGGCUGUACGCGUAUUAUCAAGUGACCCUUCAUGCAGAGAUGUAAUGCCAUAUUCAUACCCUUGAAACCUUUAUCUAAUAUUUUAGUUUAUUUGGGAAUUAAAGUUUUUCAAAAUUAUCGAACAAUUCAUACUUUAUGAGAAAAGGCUUUUAAAUGCACUGUUGCGAAUCGGGCAUUGUCAUCUUUGUUCACUUGAAUUCACUUGAAUUCACUUGAAAUUACACUUACUGUCCCUUUAAACCUACAUUGUACUGUGUACAGUGUACAUGGAUAGUACGUGAAACAGCAUGCAGUUACACAAAUCUGUAAAACAUAGUUUCAAACAGCUUCAUAUACAUACGUAACAACUUAUUGGAGUUAGACAACGUAAAAACAGCGUUGACAGCCGCUCCGAAAGUUAAAAUCAACGUUUUCAACUGCUGCGAGGAUAUGCUGUCAACCAUUUUUAAAAAUUUUCUUUGAUUUAUUUUAUGAGCUGUGUUAAAUAAGCUAUGAAGCUAUUUGUAGGUAUAUAGCCUAAACAUAAACUUUUUACUGUAGUAUUUUUUAAAUAAAAUUUAUCAAGUUA